Arachis ipaensis is the source of this 1235-nucleotide messenger RNA. RefSeq lists its product as uncharacterized. Gene Ontology annotation, biological process: ribosomal large subunit biogenesis; ribosomal small subunit biogenesis. Lineage: Eukaryota; Viridiplantae; Streptophyta; Magnoliopsida; Fabales; Fabaceae. Gene Ontology annotation, molecular function: RNA binding; DNA binding. The record is from RefSeq and is a predicted model, not a curated record. Gene Ontology annotation, cellular component: nucleolus.
AUGAGGAAGAAGAAACAAAAGUCUGUUGCAGAGACUGAUACAGUUCAAGAUUUGGAUUCUGUGAUUCAGGACCAUACUCUUUUCUUUGACAAGUUGAUUGAACUCAUCCCUGCCAAGUUUUACCUUCCAGACGAUAAGGAUAAGCCGUGGUUUCAGGGUCUCAGCAAGGCUAAGAAAGCUGAGGCGAAGAGGGAAACUAAGGAGAAUAUUAAGAAGUCUCGAAGGGAACGGUUGGAUCCUGAAAAUCCCCCUGCCGCUACUCUUGACUUGUUGAAGCAGAACUUGGGUAAGGAGAAAGCGAAUGAGAGUAGUGAUCAGGAGGAUGGUGAAGCUAAGCCCAUUUCUCUUGAAGAUGAUCGGUCUGUGACUUACGAAGAGCUUCGGCAAAGGCUACAUCGUAAACUUGAGGAGUUUCGGUCAAGUCGCGAGAAUUCGGGGAGGGCAAAGAAGAGUGAGGAUAGAAAUGUGAAGAGAGGGUUUGAGGGCAGAAAACGCAAGAGGGGUAGUGAGAAUGAUGAAAAUAAAGCUGCGAACAAAGGGUCUAAAGAGAAAGCGAAGAAGGAUGCUGCCGAGACUUCAAAUGAGCUUGUGUUUGGCCAUGUCAAACUUACAGAUGGUGAGAUGCAAAAUAAGAAGAGGAGACUUUCAAAGCAUAAGGAACUUGAAAGGGCAAAGAAGCUGGAGGAAGAGAAGAAUGAUCCUGAGAAAGGUGAGGCUGCUGCAAAGAAGCAAUUGUGGAAAGCAGCAAUGGAUAGAGCUUCGGGGAUUAAGGUCCAUGAUGAUCCCAAGCUGUUAGAGAAAAGCAUUCGUAAAGAGAAGAAGAAGCAACAGAAGAAUGCAGAGAAAUGGAAAGAGAGAAUUCAAACACGGGACCAGUUGAAGGCAGAGAAGCAGCAAAAGCGAUCAAAUAAUAUUUCUGAGAGGAUUCAUCAUCAGAAGAUGCGUAAAAUUGCAAAGCGAGAGAAAAAGCUUUUGCGGCCUGGCUUUGAAGGUCGCAAGGAAGGGUUUAUCACCGAAGGUUCCAGUUAACUUAUUCCAACGUUGAUUGGUAUCUUUCCUUCAUAGAAUCAUAGUAUUUUGAGUGUUAGAAUAUGACAAAUACAACAAACAACAACAACAACAAAGCGUUGUCCCACUAGAUGGGGUCGGCUACAUGAAUCAAACGACGCCAUUGAGCUUUGUCAUAUAUCAUGUCUACAAAGAGACCGUUUACAUAUAGAUCUCGUUUGACCACU